This is a messenger RNA of Rattus norvegicus (Norway rat), 2803 nucleotides long. It is a transcript of the gene Hsp90b1, whose product is annotated as heat shock protein 90 beta family member 1. Lineage: Eukaryota; Metazoa; Chordata; Mammalia; Rodentia; Muridae. Gene Ontology annotation, biological process: negative regulation of apoptotic process; positive regulation of toll-like receptor signaling pathway; protein folding. Gene Ontology annotation, cellular component: sarcoplasmic reticulum lumen; melanosome; endoplasmic reticulum chaperone complex. Gene Ontology annotation, molecular function: low-density lipoprotein particle receptor binding; ATP binding; protein phosphatase binding. The transcript is spliced from 18 exons. The record is from RefSeq and is marked validated. Bases 125 to 2539 code for a protein of 804 amino acids.
GACCUGCGCGCGGUUUAGUGGGCGGACCGCGCUGCUGGAGGUGUGAGGACCUGAGACUCCGGGUUGGGGGGGUGGAGGCGGCUCCUGCGACCGAAAAGGACUUGCGACUCUCCGGCCACGCACCAUGAGGGUCCUGUGGGUGCUGGGCCUCUGCUGCGUCCUGCUGACCUUCGGGUUUGUGAGAGCUGACGAUGAAGUCGAUGUGGAUGGCACGGUAGAAGAGGACCUGGGUAAAAGUAGAGAAGGCUCACGGACAGACGAUGAAGUUGUGCAGAGAGAGGAAGAAGCUAUUCAGUUGGAUGGUUUAAAUGCAUCACAAAUAAGGGAACUUAGAGAAAAAUCGGAAAAGUUCGCCUUCCAAGCUGAAGUUAACAGGAUGAUGAAACUUAUCAUCAAUUCUUUGUAUAAAAAUAAAGAGAUUUUCCUGAGAGAACUGAUUUCAAAUGCUUCUGAUGCUUUAGACAAGAUAAGGCUCAUCUCACUAACUGAUGAAAAUGCACUUGCUGGAAAUGAGGAGUUGACGGUCAAGAUUAAGUGUGACAGAGAGAAAAACCUGCUGCAUGUCACAGACACGGGUGUAGGAAUGACCAGAGAGGAGCUGGUUAAAAACCUGGGCACCAUAGCCAAAUCUGGAACCAGCGAGUUUCUAAACAAAAUGACAGAAGCACAAGAAGACGGUCAGUCAACUUCCGAACUGAUCGGCCAGUUUGGUGUCGGUUUUUAUUCUGCCUUCCUUGUAGCAGAUAAGGUCAUUGUCACGUCGAAACACAACAAUGAUACCCAGCACAUCUGGGAAUCCGACUCUAAUGAAUUCUCUGUGAUUGCUGACCCAAGAGGAAACACACUAGGUCGUGGAACAACGAUUACUCUUGUCUUAAAAGAAGAAGCAUCUGAUUACCUUGAAUUGGAUACAAUUAAAAAUCUCGUCAGAAAGUAUUCUCAGUUCAUCAACUUUCCCAUCUAUGUGUGGAGUAGCAAGACUGAGACUGUGGAGGAGCCCUUGGAAGAAGACGAAACAGCACAAGAAGAGAAGGAGGAAGCUGAUGAUGAAGCCGCAGUAGAAGAGGAGGAGGAAGAGAAGAAGCCAAAGACGAAGAAAGUUGAAAAGACUGUGUGGGACUGGGAACUUAUGAAUGACAUCAAACCAAUAUGGCAGAGGCCGUCCAAAGAAGUAGAAGAAGACGAGUACAAAGCUUUCUACAAGUCGUUUUCAAAGGAAAGUGAUGACCCCAUGGCUUAUAUCCACUUUACUGCAGAAGGGGAAGUCACCUUCAAGUCAAUUUUGUUUGUGCCUACAUCUGCGCCUCGAGGUCUGUUUGACGAGUAUGGAUCUAAGAAGAGCGAUUAUAUUAAGCUCUAUGUGCGCCGAGUGUUCAUCACAGACGACUUCCAUGACAUGAUGCCCAAGUACCUGAAUUUUGUCAAAGGUGUUGUGGAUUCCGAUGAUCUCCCCCUCAAUGUUUCCCGUGAGACUCUUCAGCAACAUAAAUUGCUCAAGGUGAUUAGGAAGAAGCUUGUCCGCAAAACUCUGGACAUGAUCAAGAAGAUCGCUGAUGAGAAAUAUAAUGACACUUUCUGGAAAGAAUUUGGCACCAAUAUCAAGCUUGGUGUGAUUGAAGAUCACUCAAAUCGAACACGGCUUGCUAAACUUCUUAGGUUCCAGUCUUCUCACCAUUCAACUGACAUUACUAGUUUAGACCAGUAUGUGGAAAGAAUGAAGGAAAAACAGGACAAAAUCUACUUCAUGGCUGGGUCAAGCAGAAAAGAGGCUGAAUCUUCUCCGUUUGUUGAGAGGCUUCUGAAGAAGGGCUAUGAAGUUAUUUACCUCACAGAGCCCGUGGAUGAAUACUGCAUUCAGGCUCUUCCUGAGUUUGAUGGGAAACGGUUCCAGAAUGUUGCCAAAGAAGGAGUGAAGUUUGAUGAGAGUGAGAAAAGUAAAGAAAGUCGGGAAGCAACAGAGAAGGAGUUUGAGCCUCUGCUCAACUGGAUGAAAGAUAAGGCCCUCAAGGACAAGAUCGAAAAGGCUGUGGUGUCCCAGCGCCUCACAGAGUCUCCCUGUGCCCUUGUGGCCAGCCAGUAUGGAUGGUCUGGAAACAUGGAGAGGAUCAUGAAGGCACAAGCAUACCAGACGGGCAAGGACAUCUCUACAAAUUACUAUGCCAGUCAGAAGAAAACGUUUGAAAUUAAUCCUAGACACCCACUGAUCAGGGACAUGCUGCGGAGGGUUAAGGAAGAUGAAGAUGACAAGACUGUCAUGGAUCUUGCUGUAGUUUUGUUUGAAACGGCAACUCUUCGGUCAGGAUACCUUCUACCCGACACCAAGGCAUAUGGAGACAGGAUAGAAAGGAUGCUCCGCCUCAGCUUAAACAUUGACCCUGAAGCACAGGUAGAGGAAGAGCCAGAGGAGGAGCCUGAAGACACCACAGAAGACACCACAGAUGACUCCGAGCAGGAUGAAGAAGAGACAGACGCAGGGGCAGAAGAAGAAGAAGAAGAACAGGAAACAGAAAAGGAACCUACAGAGAAGGAUGAAUUGUAAUUAUACUCUCACUAUGAAUCCUGUGUGGAGAGGGAAUGUGACAUUUUAAAGUUAUUUCUUUUGAAAGACUUGUUUUGGAUGCUCCCCCAAGCCUCCCUCUCCCCUGCACUGUAAAAUGUUGGGAUUAUGGGUCACAGGAAGAAGUGGUUUUUUUAGUUGAAUUUUUUUUUUUAACAUUCCUCCUGAAUGUAAAUUUGUACUAUUUAACUGACUAUUGGUGUAAAAUCUUGUCAUGUGUAUAAAAAUAAAAAAAGAUCCCAAAUA